CAAUUGAUUGGUAACUUACGCCUGCGCGAUUGCAUAACUAACGGGAGAUGAGGCUCCAUCUAUCGCAGCUUUACAGCAUCCCAAAUCACCUGUCCUCCAAGUUAAUGCCUAUAUUUCUUUAAAAAAAUCAGUUUCAAUGAUCAUAAUAACCAUUUAGUACGGCAAUGCAGCUGAAAACAUAAGAGGCCAAGAUAAUGUCGUACACAGUCAUUCUCUUCGUGAUUUGCUGUUACGGUCAACUAGCUUCGGCAGAAAUCGACAGACGUCGUUUCUCGAACCCUACGUAUUAUAAUGUAGGAGGAGUCCUUUCUAGCAACGAAUCUAUCGCAUUCUUCAAAGAUACAAUUUCUAAAUUGAACUUUAAAGAUCAAUAUGUGCCUCGCGGAGUUACUUAUCAUGAUUAUUCAAUAUUGAUGGAUCCAAAUCCUAUAAAAACUGCAUUGAAUGUUUGCAAAGACCUCAUCGCACAUCGAAUUUACGCGGUUGUCGUAUCUCAUCCCCUCAUUGGUGAUCUGUCACCGGCAGCGGUAUCCUAUACAAGUGGCUUUUAUCAUAUCCCAGUUAUUGGAAUAUCGUCAAGGGAUUCUGCGUUUUCUGAUAAAAAUAUACACGUCUCAUUUUUGCGUACAGUACCACCUUACUCUCACCAAGCGGAUGUGUGGGUUGAUGUACUGAAACAUUUUAAUUACAUGAAAGUAAUUGUUAUUCAUAGCUCAGAUACAGAUGGCCGCGCUAUUCUGGGGCGGUUUCAAACUACAUCCCAGAGUAUGCACGAUGAUGUUGAUCGCAAAGUUGUGGUUGAGCAGGUAAUUGAGUUUGAACCAGGAUUGGAUUCAUUCAGCGAUAAAUUAAUGGAUGUCAAAGGUGCCCAAGCAAGGGUGUUUCUUAUGUAUGCAAGCAAAACAGAUGCCGAAAUAAUAUUUAGAGAUGCAACAUUUUUAAAUAUGACAACUGCUGGCUAUGUGUGGAUGGUGACGGAGCAAGCUUUAGAUGCAGCGAAUGCUCCCGAAGGACUCCUUGGACUGCGUCUUGUUAACGCUACGAACGAACAUGCUCAUAUCCAGGACUCUAUUUACGUCUUAGCAUCAGCCAUUAGAGAUAUGAAUACUACCGAAGAAAUUAGUGCACCACCGUCUGAUUGUGACAACUCGGGAUCUAUUUGGACAACUGGCCGGCUUCUGUUCGAUUACAUAAGAAGGCAGAGUUUGGAAAACGGCGCCACCGGUCACGUAGCAUUCGACGAUCACGGGGAUAGAGUCCACGCUGAAUAUGACAUGGUCAAUGUUCGAGCACAAGGAGAACAUGUUGCUGUUGGGAAAUACUUUUAUUCAAAGGAAACAAAAAAGAUGCGACUGGAACUAAAAGAACACGAGAUUAUAUGGAUGGGUCGUAGUCCAACUAAGCCCGAAGGUUUUAUGAUUCCUACUCACUUAAAGGUAUUGACUAUAGAGGAGAAACCGUUUGUAUACGCCCGAAGAGUGGAAUCUGAAACUGAUUGUAUUGCCGAAGAAGAAAUUCUCUGCCCCCAUUACAACGCAAGUGACGACUUUGGUCAACUUUACUGCUGUAAGGGGUUUUGUAUGGAUCUGUUAAACAAUUUAGCGAAAGUUAUCAACUUUACAUACUCAUUAGCUCUAUCUCCGGAUGGACAGUUUGGAAAUUACGUAAUACGCAAUUUUUCAACACCUGGUGCCAAGAAAGAAUGGACGGGAUUAAUUGGAGAACUGGUUUAUGAGCGAGCAGAUAUGAUUGUAGCCCCUUUAACAAUAAAUCCAGAGCGAGCAGAAUUUAUAGAGUUUAGCAAGCCAUUUAAAUACCAAGGUAUCACCAUUCUGGAGAAAAAGCCAUCCCGUUCAUCAACCUUGGUGUCGUUUCUGCAACCGUUUUCAAACACCCUAUGGAUUCUAGUAAUGGUGUCAGUACAUGUGGUUGCGCUGGUGUUGUAUCUUUUGGAUCGAUUCUCUCCAUUCGGAAGGUUUAAGCUUGCUAAUAUAGACGGCACUGAAGAAGAUGCUUUGAACCUUUCCAGUGCAAUUUGGUUCGCAUGGGGCGUGCUCUUAAACAGUGGUAUUGGUGAAGGAACACCACGUAGUUUUUCAGCAAGAGUAUUGGGGAUGGUAUGGGCUGGGUUUGCGAUGAUCAUCGUAGCCUCAUAUACUGCCAAUUUGGCUGCUUUCCUUGUGCUCGAGAGACCAAAGACCAAACUUACAGGGAUCAAUGACGCCAGGUUACGUAAUACAAUGGAAAACCUCACCUGUGCAACAGUGAAAGGAUCUGCCGUGGACAUGUAUUUUAGAAGACAGGUGGAACUUUCUAAUAUGUAUCGAACAAUGGAAGCUAAUAACUACGAUAAUGCUGAACAAGCUAUUGAAGAUGUGAAAAAUGGCAAGUUGAUGGCAUUUAUUUGGGACUCAUCACGAUUAGAAUUCGAAGCCGCACAAGAUUGUGAGCUCGUUACUGCCGGAGAAUUGUUCGGUCGGUCCGGUUAUGGUGUUGGCCUACAAAAGGGUUCUCCAUGGGCGGAUUUGGUCACAUUAGCUAUAUUGGAUUUCCAUGAAAGUGGAGUUAUGGAGAGCCUGGACAACAAGUGGAUUCUACGGAACAACAUGCUGAAUUGUGAAGAGAAUGAGAAAACCCCGAACACUUUAGGUCUAAAGAACAUGGCGGGCGUGUUCAUUCUAGUGUUGGCGGGCAUUAUCGGAGGGAUAGUGCUUAUAGUUAUAGAGGUGGUCUAUAAACGACAUCAGAUACGGAAGCAAAAGAGGAUGGAGAUUGCGCGGCACGCGGCCGACAGGUGGCGUGGUUGCGUUGAGAAACGCAAGUCGUUGCGAGCCUCCUUAUUGCCGUCGCAGAGGCGCGUCAAAUCCAAUGGAGUAAAGGAAGCUGGAAGCAUCAGUCUGGCAGUGGACAGAGGUGCACGGCGACGCGACGAACCCCGUGUACCACGCUAUUUACCAGCGUACACGCCUGACGUAUCUCACCUGGUUGUUUAAUUUUAUUUUAUCGUUGUAUUACGUUUAUUACUACUAUCAUUACGUCUAGAUGGCGCUGUGUAAUAUAACCAGUGGUUAAUUUAUUAUUUUAAAUUUAAACUAUAAAAAAAUCUGUUUUUUGCCAAGGGAAUUAAGUAGUCCUUUUGUUUCCUUUUAAAUAUUUACUUCAGCUAGACGAAAAUUUAUAACCUAAGUAAUUGAAAUGUAAUUAUAAUAAGAUUUUGAAAAAUUACCUUCUGCAUUUGUGGUUUGGAUGUUUUAUCACGUGGCUGGCGUGUCUAUGCCAUAAUUGCAGAAUGUUUUGUUUGUGUUUGUACAGUUUGAGGUUUUCAACAAGAUCCUAUUAAUAUGUCAUGCUGUUAGUCAAUUAAAAGGGAUCUUUGCAGUGUAAUAAAUAAUAUUUGAACACCAAUAGGUAGUAGUAAUUCGUUAUAGGUACUGAUUAUAGUAAAUAGAGAAAUAGGCUGUUUACAGCAAUUACACCCGCGUGGGUACGAUUAUUUCUCAUACUUGUUCAAAUUUCUGAAAUUUAUGAAUAAAUAUCUACGUUGUACUAAGAACGCAAGAGUAAAUUCAAACUGUCAUGUUUGUAAUUCCAUUGGUUUAGGCUGUGAGUUGAUAAUCAGCUAAUGAAAUGUAUUUAUACAAUAAUUUAUUAUAUUUGAUUUUAUUAUAUUUUAUAAACAUUAGUUUUUUUUUAUAUUAAUUGUCAAAUAUUGCAAAUAUGUACAUUUUUGUUAGAUUUUAUAUAAAUUAUCAUUAGUAAAUAAUCUUAUUAUUAUAUAAAGUGAGGUGCACUGAAACAAAGCAGGUUUGAUGUUUUCUAUGAUUGUUGUUCGAUUAUAUUCUUUACAGAAAUCGAAUUGUCUGUUUGAGAAAAUAAAAAUUAUAUUAUUGUUUAUUUUU
Messenger RNA from Galleria mellonella (greater wax moth), 3899 nucleotides. RefSeq names its product glutamate [NMDA] receptor subunit 1 (gene Nmdar1). Gene Ontology annotation, biological process: monoatomic ion transport; ionotropic glutamate receptor signaling pathway; chemical synaptic transmission. Gene Ontology annotation, cellular component: synapse; NMDA selective glutamate receptor complex; neuron projection. Lineage: Eukaryota; Metazoa; Arthropoda; Insecta; Lepidoptera; Pyralidae. Gene Ontology annotation, molecular function: NMDA glutamate receptor activity. The transcript is spliced from 17 exons. The record is from RefSeq and is a predicted model, not a curated record. The coding region runs from base 195 to 2993 and encodes 932 amino acids.